GUCCAGAUGUUGUGUUAUAAUAGAGCAGGGUAGCUACGUGGUAUAUGUGUCCUAGUGAAGGUUAUAUUAUUAACUAUAAUCUUAAUAAAAGAGUUGCCAAGAUGAAUGCGUCAUGGACGCUGUUCCGGAAGAUGUCAAUGAGAGAAGAGAUUGGAAUGGGAUUAACAGGCUUCGGCGUGUUUUUCCUCUUCUUCGGGAUGAUCCUGUUCUUUGACAAAGCACUUCUGGCUAUUGGAAAUAUUCUCUUUGUUGCUGGACUCUCCUUUGUCAUUGGGCUUGAGAGGACCUUCCGCUUCUUUUUCCAGAAGCACAAGAUGAAGGCCACCAGUUUCUUCCUGGGAGGAGUGUUUGUGGUGUUGAUUGGCUGGCCCAUUAUUGGAGUUUUGCUCGAGAUCUAUGGUUUUUUUCUCUUGUUCAGGGGCUUCUUUCCAGUGGCUGUAGGCUUUAUCAGGAGAAUACCAGUCCUUGGCUCCAUCCUAAACCUGCCCUUUAUCAGUGCAUAUGCGGACAAAGUGGGCGAGAGCAACACUAUGUGGUCACCACUACCAAUCACGGAUUCAUCGUCUUUUCACACCAUCAGUUUCUUACUGUCGACACUAAAGUCUCUACAAUAAAUGUUUCAAAUGCCAUCGAUCCCUUCGCCAUUGACUGCAUCUUGCGUUUAAAAGGAGGAUAGAAGACUCCCUCAAGGCCCAACUUAGUCUACAUGAUGUUCUUAAUCUGUGGAACUAUCAGAUAAAACUACCCAGUACAAGGACAAGAAGUGGAAGUACAUCCUGCCAUGUUUGCCACGUUUGUGCCUGUGCUUUAACUUAAUUUGCACAAAAGCUUUUAAAUCCAGGAUUUUGUUUACAGUUACACCCCCCGUUUCAGCUGUUGGAAUACCAAGUAUGGCUGUUGUAAUAUUUACUUUGUCCAUUUCUUUGUGAUUGUGUUCAGUGUUGGCUAGAAGUGCUUCUGUAUAAAUUAUUUUUUAAAUAUGAUCGCUUGAAUUCAUCUGUUAUGAGUGGCAGUCUGUCUACUAUUGGGCUAUUACUACUAUUGGGCACAGUUCUCGAGUAUUUUAUUAGACAUUAAGUGUUCAAAAACAAUGUUCAUGCAACACAAAAGUUAAGGACACAUUGAAUAUUUAAUUCAUCAAGAUCCAAACUGAAAAUCCUUACUGAUGCACAAAAUAGUUUUAUACCAAAAUCAUAUACUCUUUGAGAGCUAGAAUUUAAAAAUACACCAAAAGUUUAAAUUAUUUUCUGCUUGUUUCUAUCAGUACAUUUAUGUUUUACUUGUUUUGUUUUAAUCAGUAGGAAAUGUUGUUGGGUGACUGCUAUUAGACAUUUAAACAGAAGAUAACAUGCUACUAACUACAAGGCAUCAGACUUGUGAUAUUGGAUGUUGCUAAAUAAAUAAUAGAAAGCUACAAAGCCAAACAUGAUUAUUAUCAAUAAAAACAUCUGUGUGGAACUUAAAAAAUACUAUUACAAAAUAAAAAAGGAAAGAACUUUUUCCAACUGGGCCAGAUAAAGCUAAGGCACCACAAGUGUGGCA
Messenger RNA from Oreochromis niloticus (Nile tilapia), 1542 nucleotides. It is a transcript of the gene golt1ba, whose product is annotated as golgi transport 1Ba. NCBI's taxonomy places the organism in Eukaryota, Metazoa, Chordata, Actinopteri, Cichliformes, Cichlidae. Bases 45 to 614 code for a protein of 189 amino acids. The record is from RefSeq and is a predicted model, not a curated record. The transcript has 6 exons. Gene Ontology annotation, biological process: endoplasmic reticulum to Golgi vesicle-mediated transport; retrograde transport, endosome to Golgi. Gene Ontology annotation, cellular component: endoplasmic reticulum; membrane.